This is a messenger RNA of Colletotrichum phormii, 461 nucleotides long. RefSeq lists its product as uncharacterized. Bases 73 to 309 code for a protein of 78 amino acids. The transcript has 2 exons. Lineage: Eukaryota; Fungi; Ascomycota; Sordariomycetes; Glomerellales; Glomerellaceae. The record is from RefSeq and is a predicted model, not a curated record.
ACACACACACACACACUUUGCCUGAUUGGGGGUCUGUUGUAGUAGAUAAAACAAAAACGGGUUGGCUUCGUUAUGGCAUUUCGAAUGCGGGCCAGGAGAGCACGGUGGGCUGCUGGGAUUGCUUCUAUCCUUUUCACUUACGACCUUUUUUCUUCUCUUCUUUUUACCCGCGAUACCGACUUGGAGAAAGGAAAGGCGCUUUACAGGAAUUUGGAGGUUUUCUUACUAUUUUUUCGCCUUUUGUUUUUCAUCAUUUUGGGUACCAAACCAUUGGGCGGUUUUAGACUUUCUUGGGGAAACGGGGGAUGAUACACACAUUCUGGGAUGGGGAUUAAAAGAAUGUGAUUAUGGAUUUUUUGAUGUUUAACCAUAGUUAUGCGGGCUGGAGAGGAGAAAUCCCAUCCAGACCACGCGAGAAACAAACUACAAAAUUUGAUGAACAGAUUUUACACAUACACAAA